GUAUUCAUUGAUAGUGAACAGUUUAUACGCGAGGCACGUAUUGCGUACAACAACAAUCGUUCAUAAAUAUCGCGGAAUGUGCUACGCAAAUUAUUUACAGAGUGCAUACUCUCAGCUCUCGAAGUCGGACGAAAUGUACCUGCAGCUGAAAAAGAUCAGGGAUGCAGAAUGUGUAAAAAUGAACCAGGCCUCGAAUGCUCUGAUGACUAUCAAGACUCAAAAAGAUCGUGAGUGGAAUAAGGAGCUUGUUGCUGAGAAGAUUCUUCUUGAAUGUGAUAUACGUAAUAAGCUGAUCGUACAGAAAAUCCGCGAACUGAAGUGCCCAGAUGAUUAUUCCCAGGUCUACAAGAAGAGGGUGCCUCACAAGGGAAGCAUCACUGUCUCCAACUUCGAGUUCGACAUCAAGAUGUCCCAGGACAAACCCAAGAAGAAUACAUAUACAGACUUCUAUGUUUUGGCGCUUUCAUAUGGUACCACACUGCACAUGUCCAACAUAGCGAAGGUUAACGAGAACAAACUUGUAUUCAAAGACACCUUUAUUUUGAAGGAUCUUGAGGAUAACUUCGGAAUCAAGGCUGAGCUUUUCACUUUGAGGCUGAAAACAAAAAAGGACAGCAUUCGAAAAAUCUGCAGGAAUAUGUUUAAGAAGACGACACACAACUGCUGCACGAAUAAAAUUUACUACGAAGAUCUGAACCUGAACGAACUGCUCCAGUCGGACAUCCUGACACCGUCAUUCACACACUGCCUUCAGUUUAUGCUGACAAAAAAUCAAAUUGACAACGGCGCACUUUUCAUCUCACCGCCGCCCGAAUCGAAGUUCAGGAAUUACGUCAACGUCAACGUCGCUGUCAACAAAUUGGACCUUGAUACCGAUCUGUCAGGGUUCCUGACUUGGGGCACCAAGAGAGAGUCCAUCAUCACUUGGGAAAGAAAAUGGGUCUCGCUUAAAGGUACCCAAUUUUCAGUCUACAAUUAUCCACAGGACGAGGAGUAUGAAAGAGACCCUUGCCAGAGCAUCAAUUUGCAGUACUGCCUCCUACCGUUAGUUAAGGAAGUUGAGAACUGCCCAAGAAAGAGGACAUUUGUAAUCAAAACAGGCAGACCGAGCACCUUUGUGGAGAAUGAAGAAGAAGUUGCUUUGAAAAAACGAUAUAACUUUGUGUUGGAGAAGUUCUAUAUUUCAGCGGAUAAUAAUGUAGAUUAUAAGAAAUGGACCGAAACUUUGGAAUCAUCUUUAGAUACUAUGAGGGAUUGGAAGCAACUAGUCUUUAUAGACGAUUAUUAUACAAAGUAAUAGUAAUAUCAUUAGAUUUUCGCGUUCAACGAUGUAGAUCUAGUUAUGUUUAUGUUAUACAGAGUGUCCGCAAAUUUGUGACUUCUCUUCUCUUUACGCGGCAUAUAGAUCUUGAAAAAACAAGCGGUAUUUUAGUAGCAUAUAUUCCAAAGUCUUGAGAUAACCGAGAUAUUGAGUUCCGCAAAAUCAAACCAAAGUCAAACUUAAUCCGCUCCUGUAUUUCGAUCAGAUUAACAGUGAGAAGCCACGACAUGGGUCAGUCCUCAACCCAGACGGGGGCAGUGUAGGUAAACAAAAGAUUCAUUUACCAAUCGGUACAAAAAACAAAAUGGCACACUCGUACAGCAAUAUCGUACUUGCUGAAAUUACUUUAAUUUCUGGUGAGUGACUUUUAAACGCUACCGAGGCUUCGCGAGUAUAUGCAGAUCGUUUUCCCAGGCGUUAUCACCCAAGGCUGCGUGAAAACGCGCAUGCUCACUGGACCUUUUAUUCUGCAUGGUUUACAAUACCUAAACUUGCUACGAAACAUUUUACCAAGAGCGACAACUUCGAAAUGUUAUAAGUGACAGAGCCGUACUUGAAAUUUCUCUGCAACUGAACGUUGAGUACUUUAUCAUAUGUUUUUUUUACUUUUUCGCUGCUGUUUCACCACACAUUAGCUUUGUUAUUUCAAUCAUAGUUGUUUCUGAGAAGGAAAGUUCCAACUUUCAGGACACCUUGCAGUAAGAGUAGCGAUACAAAGCGCUUUGUUCUGAUGAACGCGAACGAAUGUAAGCGUGUUGUUACGUUCUGUGUCUGUAAGUCAUCAAUGUAUAUAUCUGUAAAUAUUGAACUGAAUCACUAUGGUGCACUUGUCGAAUCGUAUAGCGAAAAUUAGCUCUACCUAUUUGAUAAAAUCAAAAGAUAUAAAUAGUAUAACUUAAGGUGAUCCUUCAAUAUAUUUUAAUUAGAUAUAUCAAGUUUUGUUUAUGUUAUUUGACUUUUUUGUCUGUCUAUAUCUGUAAAUAUUGACAUGAAUCGUAGUCUAUGGUGCUCUUAUCGAUUCGUAUAGCGAAAAUUGGCUGUACCUAUUUGAUAAAAUGUAGAUAGUAUAAGUUAAGGUGACCAUUCAAUUUAUUUUAAUUAGGUAUAUCUAGUUAUGUUUAUGUUAUAGUGCGAUUAGCGCUUUGUUCUGUAGAACGUGACUGAUUUUAGCGUGAUGUUACGUUAUAGUCUUUGUCAUCUGACAUUUUUGUCUGUAUGUGUCUGUAAAUAUUGAACUAAAUCGCUAUCAUGGUGCUGUUACCGAUUUGUAUAUCGCAAAUUAGCCGAUAAAAUCAUAAGAUGUAAAUAGUAUAGAUUAACGUGGCUUUAUUUUCGAUAGGUAUGUCUAGUUAUGUUUAUGUUAUAGUGAGAUAAGCGCCACAAAGCGCUUUGUUCUGAUGAACGUGACUGGUGUUAGCGUGAUGUUACGUACCAUGUAUGUACGUAUAUUGAACUGAAUCUCUAUAUAAUUGAUAAAAUCAGAUGUAAAUUGUAUCAUUUAAGGCUAUUUUUCAAUUUAUUUUCGUAAUUAGUGCAAUGAUUUCUAUAUAUAUAUAUAUAUAUAUCUAUUAUUUGUAAUGUAAUAUCUGUGUUUUCCAAUAAAUUUUUUAUAAUACUAAAUA
Messenger RNA from Acanthoscelides obtectus, 2943 nucleotides. NCBI's taxonomy places the organism in Eukaryota, Metazoa, Arthropoda, Insecta, Coleoptera, Chrysomelidae. The record is from the annotation of a GenBank genome assembly.